AUGGCUGGGUCAUUGAUGUUUAGGUUAGGGAACAUGCUAUGUCGCACGAAAUAUGUUUGGUGUGGCAUCUUGUGCGUUUUUUUCAUUACUUCAAUUGCUGCUGUGACGUAUUGUUGGAAUCGUGGGUUGUGCAAGUCGAGCCCACAACCUUAUUGUGAGUCAGGUCUCUUUGGGUCCCUUUGUCUCUGCGCAUUUGCUGUUUUUGCGUUCGCAUCGGUGUUUUGCUCUGUGUUGGCAGGGUGGCAGGCGUGGCAGCAGCAAGACGUACGGGACUGUUUUUUUAGCUUUUUUUCAUGUUUCCAGUGUAGGGAUUACUCCGCACCCUUCGGGUAG
Messenger RNA from Trypanosoma brucei brucei TREU927, 333 nucleotides. RefSeq lists its product as hypothetical. The coding region runs from base 1 to 333 and encodes 110 amino acids. Lineage: Eukaryota; Euglenozoa; Kinetoplastea; Trypanosomatida; Trypanosomatidae. The transcript has a single exon. The record is from RefSeq and is a predicted model, not a curated record.